This is a messenger RNA of Metarhizium album ARSEF 1941, 861 nucleotides long. RefSeq lists its product as uncharacterized. The record is from RefSeq and is a predicted model, not a curated record. NCBI's taxonomy places the organism in Eukaryota, Fungi, Ascomycota, Sordariomycetes, Hypocreales, Clavicipitaceae. The transcript has a single exon. The coding region runs from base 1 to 861 and encodes 286 amino acids.
AUGCGCUUUCCUGCCAUCAAGGCCUUGAUAUUGGUCGCUGUCGCCGUGAACGCGAAGCCAAGAGGCACCACCAUCGGCAGCAACACAUUCAUACCCGGACCUCGGGACCUGUCGGCUGACCGAGAACCAAUCGAGACGUCGCAACUCGACGCCAAGGUCUGGGACAGAGCUGUCGCAGCCCCCAACGGAACAGUUCUACUAGGCCGGAACAGAGUCAACGUCGUCAAGCCAGGCUCAUGGGACGGUCGCUGCCCUUCGUGUCCCACGUGCACUUCGGACUGCGGCGCCUUCGACCGGCUACUCAUUGACGAUGCUCUCCGUCAGCUAUGCCGCGGCACGGGCUGUGACGGCGGUGCCACGUAUCAAGUCCCGGCCACGGCCGUCUGGACAGACUUGACCUCUUCUCAAUCCUGCUCAUGGACCAUCACGGCAGAGGGGGAUUUCCAGUCCGAGGACGUACGCGACUUCAUGAUCCAGAUGAUGACGACGGCGCUGAGCAAGACCACCACCAACUCAUCCAGAGACUUCAUCUCGGGCGAGCCCGACGUGCUUGGCUGUGGUCAACGGGGGGCCGCGCCGUGCGACUGCUACUGGUAUCAAAGCGCGCCGGGGUGUACCAGGGGCAGCCAGACGACUUGGAGCAUGGUCAAUUAUCAACAGGUUGAUAUCCGGACCGGCGAUGGUUCCAACACCGCGCAGCUCAAGUACACCGUCGCCGAAGCGUGCAAGACGGAAUCCCUUUGGCUGUGCAAUCCCGUCACAAUCACUCUUCUUGGCGGUGCCCUGUCUCUGAUUCCGACGGUAGGCCCGUUUGCCGGCAUGACUUAUACUGUUCUUUGUCAGGAAUUUUCCCCCCAGUGA